AGAAAACAAGAUAUACGUUUACGUAUAAAUACGUUAGUGUGAGUAAAUUGGAUCACUGAAUCAUUCAGCUAGUUAACUAACUAACUAAUUGAUUGUCUAACAGCACUUCCUCACUUAUAAUGAUACAUUCAUCAACCGACAUGAAAUUGCCUUUUAUGAAUCGUUCAACUCAAGUUGCUGAAAUAUUACCAACUUGCCUAGUUGAUGCACAAUCGUAUACUCAUCAAAGAAAUGAAAAUACAACUGAAAUAUUGAAUCAACUUGAAACAUAUAAAAAUACAACAUUUAUCAAUUUAGAUAAUAUUCAACUCACAGAGAAUACAGUAUUAGACCAGUUAAUUAAAGAAUCAUUUACAUGUUCAAUAUGUCAAGGUCUAUUGGUUCGAGCACGUCUCUUGUCAUGUGGUCAUCAAUUUUGUCGUGAAUGUUUAUAUUAUUGGUUUAAGAUACGUCAUACUUGUCCUUUGUGUAGAACACGUGUUUAUACAAAUGUUCCAGCAAGACAUGUGGACAACUUUUUAGAUGAACUUAUUGAUCAGUGUUAUAGUGAGGAGUUAAAACAUCAGAGAAAAGGUAGAAAAUUUGAAUCUACCAGUGAAUUGCUGGAUUCUAGAUAUGAUCAAAUGGGUUCUGGAGAUAUUCUAAGAACUGUUACCGAGAGUUUCGUUCAGACUGCUUCAUAUGUGGACAGUACACAGUCCAAUGUGUGAACGAACUCUAAUUAGAUGAACUAACCUCCUGACACAAUAUAUGCUUGAACUGUAGAAAAGUCAAGCAUAACUUCAAUUAACAAUUUUACAUUCUAUUAAAAUAUGCAGCUUUUGUUUUUACUUGUACAGAUUAUGUUUCAUGAUUGUGCGCUUUUGUUUCAUUCUAUUGGGAAAGAAAAAACUUUUAUUGCAUAAAUA
Messenger RNA from Heterobilharzia americana, 908 nucleotides. Lineage: Eukaryota; Metazoa; Platyhelminthes; Trematoda; Strigeidida; Schistosomatidae. The record is from the annotation of a GenBank genome assembly.